GUCCGCUGCAGGCCCCAGCAGCUCACUGCCUACCUCACAGAUAUGGGUGUGCUGGUCCUAGAAGUAAUGACCAGACUCGAUCAGCUCCCAGUGGGCACGGUACAAAUUACCGGAUUGUCCCAGCUCUCUCCCAGCCAUCCCAUCAGUGGAUUUUUUGCCAUAGUUUCGCCAACAUCCAAGAAGAUCGGAGAGCUGCAGGUGUCACUGGUUUUAGAACCCUUGCCCGAAACGUGUGACACCAGCAGCUCUGUCCCAACCACAGAUGCAAGUUUAGAUCUCGCCCCUUCUGCCCAGGGGAGCGACAAGCCCCAGCUUCUUGCUCCAUCACAGCAACCCAGGCAAACAGGGGUGGCUUCUGCUGGCCAAGAGUUUCUUAACCACGGCAAAACCACAACUCCCAGAGAAAAAGACCAUUUCUUCUUUCAAGAGAAUUCUGAAAACAUAAAAGAUAUUUACUCUGCUUCUCACCACCAUUGGAUUUUCCCUGACGAACAUUUCAAAGCGAAGCCUUCAGAUCAGCAAGUGUCCUUUCCCCCAAGCUCUGAUCCUGAAGCACCUGCUAGAACAAACAUGCAGGUGCUGUCUCUGCAUAACCCAUCUACAAAAGACCUGCUUUCAGCCCUUUUGGAUCAAGGCAAUAAACUCCGCGAUGCCAUGGUGGCUUCUGCAAUGAAGUCUACCCCAGACAUGGAGAYUGAGCUGGAUGAAGUGCCUCCUUUCAUAAAGACAGAUGGUUUCCAAGCAAAACCAAAAAGCCCUAAAAGCUUGAACUCAAAUUUUAUGUCUGCCACAGAAGAUAUUUUCUCAGGUGAAGUCUCAGGUCAACAAUCGGACCUAACCUCUGAAGAGAGAGCAAUAAAGUUACUGCUGGGCAGUGUUGACUUAUCACCUGCGCAUUUCUGGGAUAGGACAGGUUCCCUUCUGGAUUCUCUCUCUGUUGGGAGUGAGGUGUAUGACAGUGAACUCAACGAUCCCCACUACGACCAGAGUCUUCUGGAGGAUCUUUUUUAUACGGGUCCUAAAUCUGAUUCCAGUUUAAGUGAUUUCCUCAGUGAUGAUGAAGUUAACCCCUCUAAAAAAGCAACCAAGACAAAAACUCUCAAGAAAACUGGUCCUAUGAACCAGCAGGGUCCACAGAAGGAGUCGAGUGCCUGUGAUCAGGAGGUGAAAGAGAUGGAAAAUAAACUCAGCUGCUCUCCCACCAGACAACUUGCUCCUUCAGAAGCUUGUACAAAAGAAGCUUGUCUCGUCUCCCUGAGUGUAGAUAGGCUGGCACUGCUGGGGCGAAUCCACCUUGCCAGAGUCAUCAUUGAAAGCUUGAAAAUCCCUCCUGAAAUCGUCCAGAUUACACCAGGAAAGAAAAGUUUAUCUGGGAAGCCUCCAAGACCUGCAUUAGUUAAAAAGUGUACCUUCUUUGUUGAGUACCACUUCCCCGUGGGAGCCUCCAAGGAUGAAAAGGGACAGCUCUCACUGACAACAGAAGUAACCCGAAUAGCUUCAAGUAAAAUCACAGGCGACGUGGUAAAAUUUCAGCAGCGUUUUGUGUUCCCUGUUCAUUUUGGUGGAACGAUGAUAGAGCACUGGUGGAGCUCUGACCUUGCUUUUAAAAUCUACAUGAGAAAAAGCACACAGAAAAAGCCGGUGGCCAUUGGCUCUGCAGUCCUCGAGUUACGCAAGAUAAUUCARUCUGAGCAGCUCUCUGUCAGCUGUGAAAUCCCUGUGAAAGAAGAAAGAGGUCAGACCCAAGUUGGACCCCUUAAGGUGUCCCUAGAGCUCGCAGCUGACAACAAGGACUUCACCUGCACCACGGCCAGGUCAGCUAUGGCUGUGCAGCGAGUCCCAGCUCACGCCGUAACAAGUCCCAAGUUGGAAUUCCGGGAAGCUGAYGGGAUUAAUGUAAAUACAGAAAAYCUUCAUGGUUUCAAACCAAGCCCUYGUGAGGACUCGCAGCAGACAGGAACCACCAACACGAAGAUCACACGGCUCCCACAGGCCGUAUCGACCUCUGUGUCCCAUGAUCUGGUGACACAAACUGCACCUGAAGAGGACGGGCUGUUGCUGCACGUGCUACUGAUGGUGCCYGCUGGAAAAGGUUUUGUCACUGGAGAACGUGGCUGCCAUGGUYCUUGUAACGUGUAUUUAAACUGCAAGCUGCUCAGUACAGAGGAGGCAACGAGUUCCUCUGUUAUAUGGGGCACAACAGAACCUGCCUUUAACUUCUCUCAGGUGAUGCCUCUUUUGUUGACUUCCAAACAUUUGGAGCGAUUCAAGAACAACUUCAUGAUCAUCGAGGCCUGGAACAAGCUGGCAAACCCUGGCUGUGACAAACUGCUGGGCUUAGUGAAGCUUCCUCUGCAUCAGUUUUAUGUGUCAUUCAAAGAUCCGAAGAUUUCCCAUCUGCUGCUGCAAGCGCAGUACCCAGUCGUGGCUGUGGACAACUAUCUGCCCGUGGUGGAUGUUUUUACAGGCAAUAAAAGCGGGAGCCUGAGGGUCCUUCUGGCCAUGGGCUCAGCCCGUCAAAUAGUGGAACUGCAGAGGCUAAAGAACGAGGAGGGACCCGGCCCUCCCGUCGCUCCGCGUCCUGUCCACUCGCUGGAUCCUCCUCCUAUGUCACCCACAAUGCAGUUGGAUAGAGAAGGAGAGGACCUGCUGGAGCACGUGUUUGAGAUCCGCGUGGACAGUGUGAAGGGACUCACCCCCUUGCAGGCCACGGUCUGGGGGGAGGCCGACUGCUACGUGCAGUACCACUUCCCUGUGCAAGAGGCUGCCUCCCAAGGAGCUCAACUGCRCGAGGAUGGCAUGAAGCUAAAGGCUUUUCGUACAGCAACGACCUUGUGCAUCCCUGAUCCUAUCUUUCAUGAUGAGCAUCAUCAUUCCCUGUCCGUUCCUGCCGAUGUCCCGGUGCAGAGGCUCCUGGUGGGUGCAUUCAUGGCACCUGGAAUGUCUGCAGGAGGAAUCCAGUUUGAGGUCUGGUGCAGGUAUUAYUAUCCAAAUGUCAGAGAUCAGAUGGUUGCCAAAGGGACCUUGCCUUUGUCACGGCUGUGUGCCCUGGUGACUAUGCAGCRUCGUGAAGAAAUCGGGACACAAACCUUCAAUCUUCCACUGGUCCCAAAGACUGAUUCCUCCGAGGAAUUCCGGUCAUCAGGGUUGCUUGAUGUGAGCGUGAGAUACCGAUGUUCCCUGAAAACAGCAGCAGGAAUACGAAGUGCUCAGGCUGUAUCUCUUUCUGUGCAGAUACACAGAGCAGCUGGUCUGCAGGCAGCAGCCAGAGCCGUUGCAGAAAAGAACCCUUCGCUUCAGUACUAUGCAGGGGUGGGAGUCAAUACCUACAUCUCUGUGCGGCCCUCCUUCCUCCCGGAGACGGAGACCCAGAACACACGCUCUGUGGCUCACAACUUCUGCCCAGAGUUUGGGGACCACAUGGAGUUUCCUUGUCACCUCAUCAUGCAGAAGAGCAGUGGAGAAGCCUCUUCUCUGGGGGAGCUCCUGCACUCUGCAACUAUCGUCUUCUCUAUCUACCAUCAGAACAUCAAAUCAGUCACUGACACGCUGGCAGCCCAGACAUCAAGAGAUUAUCAGCUUGGCACAGUCACAGUUCCAACCAGAGACCUGCUGAGAAAAAGAUCAGGAAUUACAGGCUGGUUCCCAGUUACCCUCUCAGAGGACAUAGUGCCUCCUCRUGGCACAAACAUCCUGCAGACCAUCGUGGGAGGACUGGAGCUUUCCAUAACUUUUGCUCGCCACGAUGACAGGGAACGAGUUUUGGAAGCUGCUAAAUUUUUAGGCUGGAGCAGCGAGGAAAACCUUGAGGACAGCAUGGAUGAUAGCGACGAAUGGGAACAGGGUGACAACCCAGCAGUUGUGACCGUUUCUACCCCCAGAGUAUGGCUGCCAGUCCACUGCGUGCUGCUUGCAGGCCAGAAGCAGCUCAAUAAAAGCACUUAUUGCUACCUCAGGUACAAGCUGUAUAAUCAGGAAGCCGCGUGGACUUUGCUUAGGAGACCAAAAGUGAGUGAUGACAAAAAGAAUGUUGUGGUGAACUUCAAGAAGCCAAACAGGGUGACCCUCAGGAGGAGCCCUGGGCUGCACUGGUUCUUCAGGGAGGAGAAGUUAGAAGUCCAGGUGUGGUGGGCAUACGGGAAAGAAAACAAUGUGAAAAGACCCCUUGAUACCGACCGUCUCGUUGGAUCUGCCUACGUCGACCUCUCAGCCCUAGCAGAGAGGUCAAGGAAAACGCUAAGCGUUAGUGGGGUCUACCCGCUGUUCCGCUGCAACGCUGCAGACCUGGCAGGAGCCGCUGUGCGUGUCCACAUUGCACUGUCCUCCCCGUCCCCUGCCCUGAGCAGCAGACCCCGUCAUGCUGAGGACUGCAGCAGUAGUGAGGAAGAAACGGAGAAAGCCCCAGAGGUCCCUGAAAAUCACAGUGAGAAGCUGGAGACUGUAAAUUCUGAAGCCACCCAUGGAAAACCCUCUGAAGAAGACUUGGCGUCUCUGGAAAACACGGUUGCUGUCUCWAUCCUUGUGGAAAGAGCCAUGCAUCUAAGUUUAAAAGGGAGCCCAUUGACAGAGCGCGGGGUGACAGCGCCCAGCAGCUACGUGUCCUUCACCGUCGCCGACGCCGCUGCUCCCGUGGCCACCUCAGUGGUGGAAAACACGGACGCGCCCGUCUGGGACUUCCAGCACCAAGGCCGAUUGUCCAAAGAACUUCUCCUGGAUCCACAGCAGACCUUGGUCUUCAAAGUGUGGCAUAAAGCAGAGUCCGAGCGAGUGAUGGGCUUUGCGUCCGUGGACCUUUCUCCUCUCCUGUCCGGCUUCCAGCUCGUGUGCGGCUGGUACAACGUCACCGACCUCAGCGGCCAGUGCCGGGGGCAGCUCAAGGUGGCGGUUGCCCCUCUGCAAAGUCUGGGCAACCUCCGAGAGGAAAGGCGGGCGCGGAGGCCGAGCUGCUCCGUGAGGGUCGACUCUGCCGCCCUUCCCAGCGGUGCCGCAGGUUUUCCCAGGCGGACGUCGAACACUUUGGGAAAUGAAGCCAACAAUCCCGCUCAAGAGCGCAGGGCCCCCCCCGGACCCCCCAGGCCCCGGCACGAGCUGCACAUGCGGAACGUGCGCCGCUUCCACGAGUGCUUGCAGCACGGCGAGGGGAGCGCGCCGCGGGCGCCCCGCGCGCACCCGUCCUCACCGCCCUCCCGGACGGCCCUGCUCUCCGCUCUCAGGAAAAACUUGAAUGAGCUGGACGAGGUUCAGAAAUACUUCAACCAGAAGCUGACCGKGGCUUUUCCCGACUUUGGAACUGGCCCCACAUCCCAGGCAAGUCGGGAGGAGCCGCGGGGCGACCGCCCAGGCCUGAAGGGCAGAGCUGUGGAUCCCCACGGGCACCAGCUUUUGAAAAAAUCGAGUCACCUGGUGUCGCAGGUCAGCAGCCUGAUCCACGACCUACAGACAAUAACUAAGACGACUAAGGAACCUUCUGGGCGACGGCACCGCGGCUUCCAAAGGGAGAUGCUGCGCGGCCUCCUGGACCAGGCCCUCCCCGGAGACGAGGGCCCUGAGCCGAGGGAGGGAGAAGGGGCCCUCAUCCCUUCGCCCAGCGAAGAUGAGGAUGAGGAGGAUGUCGUGGAGCCACGGACGCUCAACGAGAUAACGGCGGCGACGGACAAAACCAGUCCCUGGUCCAGCGUGAUGUCCGACGUGGACGUGGGUGCUGAUGGGCAGCCCCUGGGCGCGAGGCCUGACCCUGGGGACGCGGGGACUUGUUUGGCUGUGAACGGCAGCAGAGGGGACAGCGCCGUGGGCAACGUCCCCCAGGGUGACAACCGGAGCGUGGCCACCGCCGCCACCCCCUGUGGUAGCCCCGUUGCGGAAGAGAGCAGCGCGUGGACGGUGACCGAUGGCUUCAGCAGCGUGAGCAGCGGCGCGGAGACAGUGGCAAAGGAGCUCGAGCCUCCCCGCUUGUCACCGAGGCGCCAGGCAGCGGCUGGCCCCGUAGGAAACGGGACUCGUGACUGGGACGGAGCGGCCGAAACGAAGGAAAUGGAGCCAAGUGAAGAAUUUCAUCAAAGAACGUCGUUCCUCAAAGAGGUCCUGGGCUUUCCGGGAGACGGUGUCUUGACCAAUUCAACCACUGCGCAGAGCCAGGAGGAAACCAGUGAGGAUUCGGAUGCGGAUUCAGGCAAGGAGGAGGGAGGUUUUCCUGGAGGACAUGGGAGGUUUGUGUCCACCSAGGCGGCCUCUGAAGGGAGCAGCGGAAGUUUCUCCGAUGAGAGCCAUGAAGACCCAGUGGAAGAGUUGGGAAAAUCCGGGAAGUCAAAGCUUGUUCUCUCCGCUCCCGCUGCCCUUCCCAACUUCUUCCUGCCGCCRCAGCAGCUGGAGGCCUCCAUGCGAGUGCUCAGCCUCUCCUCCGGCCCUUCCUGCGCCCUGCAGAGCGGGGCCGCGCUGGAGGGAAUUCCCUACCGGAGCCUGACCCGUCCCAGGCCGCCUCUGGCCUCGGCUGCACUCUCGGAGGAGGAAACCGAAAGGAUCGCCCGGAUCUUCUCCGCUCGGCUCUCCAAGGAGCCUUCCCGGUGCAUUUAAAGGGAGUGAAAUCCCA
Nothoprocta perdicaria is the source of this 6586-nucleotide messenger RNA. RefSeq names its product C2 calcium dependent domain containing 3 (gene C2CD3). NCBI's taxonomy places the organism in Eukaryota, Metazoa, Chordata, Aves, Tinamiformes, Tinamidae. The record is from RefSeq and is a predicted model, not a curated record. Bases 43 to 6570 code for a protein of 2175 amino acids. The transcript is spliced from 33 exons. Gene Ontology annotation, cellular component: centriolar satellite; centriole. Gene Ontology annotation, biological process: centriole elongation; cilium assembly.